Molecule: messenger RNA, 1656 nt
Organism: Pistacia vera
Lineage: Eukaryota; Viridiplantae; Streptophyta; Magnoliopsida; Sapindales; Anacardiaceae
Product: zinc finger CCCH domain-containing protein 3
Molecular function (GO): metal ion binding; mRNA binding
Source: RefSeq, a predicted model, not a curated record
AUGGGACCCAUUGGAAAUUCAAAUCCUGUGGUCCAUCCUCACCGCCCCUCUCAGCUGACGGGUGACGAAAAUUCUGUGCCACCGAUGCCAGAUAACCGUCAGGCUAAUACAAUGCUGUGUCAAAUCAAUCCGGGACAACUUGAAGAAGCAAUAUGGCGGUUGAAAAUUCAUGAUAAUCAAGGGGGUGGUGUGGCUCAAUCAAGCCCAUACCCAGAUCGGCCGGUGAGCAAAUUGUCCUAUUACCUAAGGACAGGGGUGGGUGGUUAUGGAAGCCAUUGUCGCUAUCAUCCUACUUAUGCUGCUCAGGGUGCUGAAUAUAAAGAACUACCGGAGAGAGUUGGACAACCCGACUGUGGGUAUUAUUUGAAGACAGGGACCUGCAAAUAUGGACCAACAUGUAAAUAUCAUCACCCAAAGGAUAGGAAUGGUGCUGGACCAGUCUCAUUCAACGUUCUAGGUCUUCCUAUGCGUCAGGAUGAAAAAUCAUGUCCUUAUUACAUGCGGACUGGAGCAUGCAAGUUUGGAGUUGCAUGCAAGUUUCACCAUCCUCAGCCUGCGGCACAUGGAAAUGGUUUACCUGUGACUGGAACUGCUGCAUUUGGAUCAAUGGGGACAUCAGUUCUGCCUUACGCAGGUGGCAUUUCAACAUGGUCAUUACCAAGGGCACCUUAUGUAUCUGGCCCUCGUUUACAAGGUUCACAAAGCUACAUGCCUGUCAUUGUCUCUCCUUCUCAAGGCAUUGUAUCUGCACCAGGUUGGAACACCUACAUGGGAAAUAUUAGCCCUCUAUCUUCUCCUGGUGCACUUGGAUCCAACCAUAUUUACAACUCCAGGAAUCAAGGUGACUUAAGUCCCGGUGGGCAGGUGCAAGUCUUAUCCCCAUCCAGUUCAAAUUUACCUGAGAGACCUGAUCAACCAGAAUGCCGAUAUUAUAUGAACACUGGAACCUGCAAAUAUGGAUCUGAUUGCAAGUUCCAUCAUCCAAAGGAAAGGGUUGCUCAAUCAGCAGUAAAUAAUAUAGGACCCCUUGGCCUGCCCUCAAGACCUGGGCAAGCUGUGUGUUCUAAUUACAGUAUGUAUGGAAUCUGCAAGUAUGGUCCAACUUGUAGAUUUGAUCAUCCCUUUGCAGGAUAUCCUUUUAACUAUGGUGUGAGCCUUCCUCCACUAUCUAUACUGGAUUCAUCUCUCAUGACUCAUCAUCUCAUACCGACAGCUCCUUCGUCUGAGAAUUCUACUGCUAUGUCAUCAAAAGUUCCUGAUUGGGUACAGAAUUCUGAUGUUGCAAAUGUCAAGCAUCAGAACCCAGAUACGAAGAACUCAAGUACAAAUAAUUCAGAUGAUUCACCUGAGGAGCCCCGUUCUCCACCUCCUUCAGUACAAGAUUCUUCAGAACCUUCACACGAUCAAAAUUGAGUUCAUUUUGUUCUCAUUGACUUUACAUUUUUGUUACCCAGUAUCUUUGAAGGAUAUUUAUGACUUGUACCUCCCACUCCCCCCUUUUCACCUGUGAGUGGUAUAGGUUGUUUGGCGAUUGUGAUGAGCAAAAGUUUGGGGGUUGUGCAUGGAGGCAUUUUUUGUGGUGAAUAAAUAACAUGCAGGUGAAAAUUUGUAAAAGAUUUCCUUUUACUGUUGAAAUAUUUGCUCUUUCUUGGAUCA